GAAAAGGACUAAAGGAGGGAGGCUAGAAUCGGGAGAAAUUAUCGGCUAGGGUUUGCUCGCUUCUCCUUGCUGUUGUAUCGGCGGUACGAUUGGCGGCGAGGGAAGAUGUCCAAGAAGAACAACCUCGCCAAGAGGAAGAAGCAGCACGAGUUCGACCUCCAAAGGGAGAAGGAAGCCAAGGAGAAGCAGUCCAAGAAGCUGCAAGCCAAGAAAUCCAAGAUGAAGAUCGAUGGUGGUGAAAUGAAUAGAAAGGGUGGUAAAUUUAAGGUUGGCAAGAAAAAGGUGAAGACGAAACUUACAGCCUUAACGAAAGCCAAAGCUGCACAAGCCAUGGAGGUCGACAAGUGAUUGCAGAGCUUUGCUUCAUAUAAUCUGCAUUCCAUUGGCUAAAGUGUUCAGCUGAUGUUGAUUUUCUGAACGAAAUGAGAGGGUUCUGUCCUCAUAUGGAUAGCAUUUGCUGGGACCAGAUUUCAUGUAGCCUAGGCAACUCCCUCCCAGUGCAGCUUGUUACCCUUCUCUGUUGCUGGUUUCUACUCCUGUAGUGGUAGAGUAUAAACGAGCUUGUCCAAAGCAAGAAGACGGCUGAAAUAUUUCUUCUGUGAGAUGGUUACCGUCUUGGAAUAUUUUUGUCUCGAUUUCUGGUUUGUGA
Phragmites australis (common reed) is the source of this 649-nucleotide messenger RNA. RefSeq lists its product as uncharacterized. The record is from RefSeq and is a predicted model, not a curated record. The transcript has 3 exons. Lineage: Eukaryota; Viridiplantae; Streptophyta; Magnoliopsida; Poales; Poaceae. Bases 106 to 348 code for a protein of 80 amino acids.